GAAUAUCCAAAAUGGUACAUACUAUGUUUUGUCAAUCAACUACAAAAACCAUACAAUCCGACUUGUCGAUCCUGGUCUACUAAGGGAUAGUUGCCCCUUUAGGCCACUCCACCCUUUGACAUAUAGUAAUUUUACAGACCUUUCUGGUUACGAGGUGCCAGUUUUGCCCGAAAACAAUGUAGCCUUUUUUGAUUGUUCAUCGCCAGUUGAGUCUACUGCCUACAUAGAAACCAUAUGUAGUAGUAACACUAGUACUAACUCAUCAUCCAAGACACUAUAUUCUUAUAUUAUGGUGGGAGACAGUGUGGAUUAUCUCCUACCUUCUUGUAAUAUGACGAGCAUCAGUCUUGCGAUGCUAGAGCAAAAAGCCGGAAACUUUUCAUUUUCUUUCAUCCGUGAUGAAUUGAAAAAGGGAUUUGAGCUUUCAUGGUCGCUACUUGUCUGCGAUCAGUGCAAUGAAAGGGGUGGCCUAUGCUUUAUGGGAUAUCCCAAUGGAAGCUUCUGGUUGAGCUGCGAUAACGCGUGCCAUACGCCAUUCCUAUCCUUCUAUUGUUUUUGUUAUUACUGGAAACAUCAUUUCAUAAUAGCGGCAAAGUUAAUUGGAGGGAGCCUCAUGGCACGAAUGGCACUUGGAUUUAUCACUUUGUUGGGUUUCUGGAGCUACAGAUGGAAAAAGUUCUUGAAGGAUGACGCAGUUGAAAAAUUCUUGGAUGCAUACAAGAAUCUUAAGCCGAGAAGGUAUUCCUAUUCAGAUAUUAAGAAGAUGACAACUGAUUUCAAAGAUAAAGUCGGUGAGGGAGGCUUUGGCUCCGUUUACAAAGGAGAGCUCUUAAAUGGUCAUCUUGUUGCAGUAAAGAUGUUGAAAGGUCCUAAAGGUAAGGGGCAAGAUUUCAUCAAUGAAGUUGCCACAAUAGGAAGAAUUCAUCAUGUCAAUGUGGUACAACUAGUUGGAUUCUGUUCUGAGAGAACAAAAAGAGCACUUAUUUAUGACUUCAUGCCAAAUGGAUCCCUAGACAAUUCAAUCUUUUCGGAGAAAGAAAAACAUAUUCCUCUAGGUUGGGAUAGAAUGCAUGCAAUAGCUUUGGGGGUGGCUCAUGGAAUUGAAUACCUGCACCAAGGAUGUGACAUGCAAAUCCUACACUUUGAUAUUAAGCCCCACAACAUUCUUCUUGAUGAAAACUUCAAUCCCAAGAUUGCAGACUUCGGGCUUGCCAGAUUUUACCCGAGAGGUCAUUACACAAUUUCAGUUACUGAUCCAAGAGGCACGAGGGGAUAUAUAGCUCCAGAAAUGUACUACAAAACCAUCGGUGGGGUUUCAUACAAAGCUGAUGUUUAUAGCUUUGGAAUGUUGUUGCUGGAAAUGGUGGGCCGAAGGAAGAACUUGAACGCAGAUGUAGAACGUGUGAGCCAAAUAUACUUCCCAUCCUGGAUUUAUGAGCAACUGGAAAAGGGAUUGAACAUUGAAAUUGAGGGUGCCUGUGAGAAUGAUAACAAGAAAAUAGCCAAGAAGUUGAUCAUGGUUGGAUUGUGGUGCAUACAAUUCAACCCUAUUGAUCGCCCUACUAUGAGUAAAGUUAUAGAGAUGUUUGAAGGUGAAGUUGGUGAUAUGCAAAUGCCUCCAAAACCUUUCUUCACUCCAGAGGAGAUGCCAACGGAGGAUCCACCUGGUGAGAGAUAUCGACGGUAGAUCAAGAGAUACCAACCCUGCCACCCCGUGCAAAAAGGGCAUCCCCGUUGUUGGUAGAAGCAAAUUGCUAAUAGAUAUUUCCCUGAGCUGUCUAUAAUUACCACUUGUACCCCUUCUGUUAUAUGUAUUUAGUAGUUACCAUAUAGGAAUAAGUUUCCUAUAUUCUAUUGUACUAACUUAUAGUACAAUUGUAACAAAAAAAUAAAAAUAAAAUAAAACUUAUAUAGUACAAUUGGUUGUGUAGUACUUUAGGG
Molecule: messenger RNA, 1941 nt
Organism: Rosa rugosa (rugosa rose)
Lineage: Eukaryota; Viridiplantae; Streptophyta; Magnoliopsida; Rosales; Rosaceae
Product: rust resistance kinase Lr10-like
Exons: 4
Coding region: 290-1687 (465 amino acids)
Biological process (GO): protein phosphorylation
Molecular function (GO): protein kinase activity; ATP binding
Source: RefSeq, a predicted model, not a curated record